This is a messenger RNA of Acanthoscelides obtectus, 400 nucleotides long. The record is from the annotation of a GenBank genome assembly. NCBI's taxonomy places the organism in Eukaryota, Metazoa, Arthropoda, Insecta, Coleoptera, Chrysomelidae.
AUGAAAACCCCAAUAAGUGCCUUCUUGUUUCAUAAUGUACCAAAACGAAACAAAAACGUGCUGUUAUUAUCAACCCUGAAUGAUGAUGGUAAGAUCGACGAUGACACUGGAGAUGCUUUCAAGCCCGAAGUUAUUACAGACUAUAAUCUUAUGAAAGGAGGCGUAUAUGUGGUCGACAAAAUGAAAUCUGAAUAUUCAACAGCAAUAGAUGGCCAUAUACCGGUUUCCUUCAGCUCUAGAGGAUUCCAGAAUGAAACAUCAGAAGAAGAAACCUUCAGUUUAGAAAUUUUAGAUGAAGAAUUUUCAGUGUUUCGUUAGUAUUUUUGUUAUAGUUUAUAACAAUAAUUUUUCACUAAUGUAUAGCUUAAUAGUAUAAGUAAUACUAUACUUGACAAUAUAA